AUGUUGCACUUGGGUUUCUGUUCACAGGAAAGCACCCACGAGAUUCGACAACACGCGCGUCCGGAACCAUCAUCCAACGAAGUCGCACAGAUGCGACCACGAUACCCCUCUCCAUUGGCCACAGUGCAGAUUGCAACGCACGCAGUCAUAGCCAACCUCUGCCUGAUCGCCCUCGCCACGCUCAGCUACGUCGAAGCCAAGCGCAAGGGCGGCUCAGAUCUGACCACCGCUUACGUCGCGGCUAUCUGGAGCUUGCCAUUCAGCCUGUUCGAGGCCAUCGCCUUGUCUGACCGGAGAGAUCGACGCAGCCGAAUCGGUCGUCCCUAUACUGGAACCUUGGUCGCGCUGCAUGCAGUAUCGAUGGCAUUGCUGAUUGGAGGAGCGACUGCGAUUACGCAUAGUGGCUCUGGGAAUAUAUCAAGACACUACGGCGAGACAUCCGAAGGUGAAUAUGCCUUGAUCGACUCGGGACAGCCAGACGCUGGGGAGGGGCUCAAGGUGCUGCUAGAUCUGUGCUGGAUCGUUCAGGCGCUUGCCAGGUGA
Molecule: messenger RNA, 543 nt
Organism: Anthostomella pinea
Lineage: Eukaryota; Fungi; Ascomycota; Sordariomycetes; Xylariales; Xylariaceae
Source: the annotation of a GenBank genome assembly